AUGACUUGGUAUAAAAGUUUGCCCGACGAGUCUAUCACUUCAUGGAAAGUGCUCGGGAAACUUUUUUCCAGGCACUUCACGACAUCCCGGAGACACCCCAAGUCAGAAGCUUCCUUGGAAGCCAUCAUCCAAGGAAAAGAUGAGUCUCUACGGGCGUGCAUAGAAAUAUUUAACAAGGAAGCCGUACAAGUGUCCACUACUGCCCAUAUGAAGAAUUUCUUGCUCGAGCGUGGCCUCCGACCAUGCUCGGACUUCGCUAAAGCCGUCGGAAUCGAAACACCGGCCACUCUGAAUGAGUUCUUCCUCAAAGCUCAGGCAUACAUACAAUAUGAGGAAAAAGAGGCCGCUCACGCGGUACGCAAUUUCAGACAAGAAGAAACCAGCAAGAAUAGUCGCCAGGACGAUUCCCGUCGGGGAACAGACAAGAAGAAAGACGACAAGGGCCGGGACCCCAAAGACUACAAAGCCCCAGCCGGGAAAUUCCAAGAAUACACCCCGCUCAACGCCUCAAGGGAAUGCAUCUUAAACGAGUGCGCGAACGCUGAAUUCCAGACGGGCAAGGUCCGCUUCCCUAAAACCAUGCCUGCGCGACCGAACGUGGAUAAAUCGAAAAUCUACCGAUUCCACAAAGGCCACGGGCACAACACCGAGGAUUGCAUCCACCUAAAGGAUGCCAUAGAGAUAUUAAUCAGGGAGGGACAUCUGAAGCAAUAUGCUAAGAAGCAGGAAGCCUCCAGAGAAGCUAAACCCGUCACCGAGGAAAAGCCGGCGGAAGAUACGCCCGCCAUGCAAGUAGCCAUGAGCAUCACCAGGCCGGAAGACAUUUACCUCCCUGGCUGGGCUAAAUCGCCGACCACCACCUCCCCUCACAGCGCAUGGGAGAUGUUCCCCUCCGCCAUGGUCAUAUUGGGUGGAGGAUUCAGCAAAUUCACCGUGGGAUCCAUAAAGCGCAAAUUUGACGAGCUGAUCUCAGCCAGCGCAAGCAAGGCCGCCACGCUCGACCAUGCCAAGGGCAGCCCAUCCGCCAUCUCCUUUUACAAAGAGGAAUUGCCCGGUGGAGCACCCAACGCCAGCAUUCCCCUCCUCAUCCGGGCUAGGAUGGCCAGUUUUGACGUGCGGCGGAUAUUGGUCGGUCAGGGAAGUUCAAUAGACAUCAUGUACUCCCAACUGUUCAGAACGAUGCACCUGAACGACAACCACCUCACCCCCUAUGUUGGAUCAGACCUUCAAGGUUUCAACGGCACGGUGACUAAGCCAUGGGGGUUUGUCGAGCUCAUAGUCACAAUCGGAUCGGCAGAAACCUCGAGGGCCGUCAAAGUCCAAUUCUUGGUCAUCGACUGCCCCUCGAUAUACCAAUGCUUUCUCGGACGCCCGAUGCUAGCUGAGUUAAUCUCCGUUCCCUCAACCGUUCACCUAAAGCUUAAAUACUAUACGACCAAAGGACAAGUAGCAACACUCAACGGCGACAUCGAAGCAUCAAGGAGGUGCUUCGCAGCCUCUGCCAAAGGCCUGAGCACGAUAAAGACACCGGCCCAAGAGAAAACAGCGACCGGCGCAAUCUCAGAGACCAAUAAAUCUAUGCCCCGCAUCGACAUUGUCGACCUCGACAGUCGUUUUCUGGGAGAACCCGAGCAGAGCAUCAACUCAGGCGCAUCGGAAGGGAUCCUCCGACCAAUUCCUGACGGAGACUUCGAACUCGUGUCCUCGGAGAAGAUCCGACCAGGGGAGUCAAGAUCGGAGCAGACCUGCCGGACCUGGCCAAAAGACAACUCAAAGCUUGCCUCCGUGAAAACGCCGACCUAUUCGCUUGGAGCGCUGUAG
Messenger RNA from Vicia villosa (hairy vetch), 1821 nucleotides. RefSeq lists its product as uncharacterized. The transcript has a single exon. NCBI's taxonomy places the organism in Eukaryota, Viridiplantae, Streptophyta, Magnoliopsida, Fabales, Fabaceae. The record is from RefSeq and is a predicted model, not a curated record. The coding region runs from base 1 to 1821 and encodes 606 amino acids.